AUGUUGGUUUUUAUUUGUAAUAUCUAUCUAUCUAUAUAUCUAUCUAUCUCAGUCUGUUCCUAUCUAUCUAUCUAUCUAUCUAUCUAUCUAUCUAUCUAUCUCAGUCUGUUCCUAUCUAUCUAUCUAUCUAUCUAUCUAUCUAUCUAUCUAUCUAUCCGUCUGUUCCUAUCUAUCUAUCUAUCUAUCUAUCUAUCUAUCUAUCUAUCUCAGUCUGUUCCUAUCUAUCUAUCUAUCUAUCUAUUUUGUCAUUUUUUUUUCUUCGUCUUCAUUCAGUUGGCCAUUUAUGUUUCCCUUUAUUUGAUUCUCUCUCUUCUAUUAUCUUUCAUCUCUGUAUUUCACUUUUAUUUUCGUAGAUGUUUUAUUCUUGCCGUUCUUUUUCAUUUAUCUGUUUCCAUUGUCAAUGUUACCAUUUCCUUUUUCUCUCCUUUUUUAUCUUUCUUCUUCUUCUUCUUCUUCUUCUUUUCUUCUUCUUCUUCUUCUUCUUCUUCUUCUUCUUCUUCUUUUCUUCUUCUUCUUCUUCUUCUUCUUUUCUUCUUCUUCUUUUCUUCUUCUUCUUCUUCUUCUUUUUCUUCUUCUUUUCUUCUUCUUCUUUUCUUCUUCUUCUUCUUCUUUUUUCUUCUUCUUCUUUUCUUUUUCUUCUUCUUCUUCUUCUUCUUCUUCUUCUUCUUUUUCUUUUCUUCUUCUUCUUCUUCUUCUUUUCUUCUUCUUCUUUUCUUCUUCUUUUCUUCUUCUUCUUCUUCUUUUUUUUUUCUUCUUCUUCUUUUCUUCUUCUUCUUCUUCUCACUUUCCUUCCUUCGACCUCUUUUCUGUUUUUAUUUCUUUUACUUUACUGACAUAUUUCACAUUUUCUUUCUCAGUUCAUCACAUUUUUUUUCAGUUUCCUUUUUCUUUAAUUUUUCUCCUUUCUUUAUUUAUGAUUCUCUUUCCUUUCUUCAACAACUUUUCUUUUUUUUUUCUUUUUCCCUUCUCUUUUCUUUCUUUUUCGAUGUACAUUCUUCUUUUCCCCUUUUCUUUUCAUUUCUUCUCACGUUUUUCAGUUUUCUUUUUUUUCGGUUAUUUUUCUCUUUUCUUUAUUCAUAUUUCUCCUUCUUUUCUUCCACUUCUUUUCGUUUUUCUUUCUUUUUUCUUUCUUUUUCUCUCUACAUUUUUCUUUCUCAUUUUCAUUUCAUUUCUUCUCACGUUUUUUUUUGUUUCUUUUUUACUACCAUUUUUCUCUUUUCUUGUUUGUUUUAUUUUUUUUUACGUCUUUCUCUAUUUUCUGUUUAUUCUUUCUUUUCUCAAUUCUCUUCCCUUUCUUCUCCGUUUUUUUUUCUUUCUUUUCUUCCCAAUUUUUCUACUUCAUUAAUUUUCUCUUUUCUUCAUUCUAUUCUUCCAUUUUUUUUUCCAUUUAGCUCUUUUUCUCUUUCUCUUCUCAUAUUUUCUCUUUGCUUUCUCCCUUACUCUUAUUUUUAUUACUUGCUUCUUUUUUUUCUUUUCACUAUCGUUGUGAUUCUUUUUUUCUUCUUAUCAACUUUUCUUCAGCAUUACCUUUCAGUUUCUUUCCUUUUCUUAUUUUAUUUCUGUUUUUCCCCCUUUUUUCUCAUAUUCAUCGUUAUAUUAAACAUUUUCUUUCAGAGCUUCAUUCUUCUCAAUUUUCUUUACUUCUUGUUCUUUUUUUUAAACAGUCAAUUCCUUAACCUGACACACAUCAUCUCUAUCAUAUACAAUGUCCCUCUAAUGUCGACUUCUUUUCUCCUUAACACUUGUAACUUUUAUUUCUCUUUUCUCCUUCUUUUUCUUAACUUUUCAUUCUUCUCUCUCCGAUUUUUCUUACCAUUCUUAUAUUUUCUUUUAUUUAUUUAUUUCUAUUUUUCUUUUAAAUUUUCUCUCCCUCUUUCUUUAUUCACUUCUUUUGGUUUCUUUCUCUUUAUUCUCGUUUCACUUCCUUGUUUUCUUUCUCAUAACCUUCUUCUUCAUCUCUCUUUGUCACUUUCUUCUUUUAUAUCUUUCUUCUCUUCUCUUUACUUUUUUCUUCUCUUUUCCUUUUAUCAUUCUGUUUUCUUUUAUCACAUUUCUUCUUUCUCCUACAUCACUCUCCUGUUUCUUCUUUCUUAUACAUCUUUCUUUUCUCCUCUAAUACCCACUCUUUCUUUCUCUGUCUCUCUUUUUCUCUCUCUAUAA
Molecule: messenger RNA, 2160 nt
Organism: Acanthosepion pharaonis
Lineage: Eukaryota; Metazoa; Mollusca; Cephalopoda; Sepiida; Sepiidae
Source: the annotation of a GenBank genome assembly